UCCCUUCUGAGAGUUCUACCGCCGUGCUUUCACUAACAUGCGCCAUAACCUCCUCUCCACCUCCUUCAUUCCAAUGGCCCCUUCGUCCUUCUCCUCCACCACUACCACCCACCACCACCACCACCACCACCUCAACAAAAAGCCAUCUUCAUCUUCUUCAAACCCUAACCCUAAUACAUGUACAAGCUGUUGCUCUCAUCAUUCCCCGUCUGCCACUCUCGACAUCCUAAUCCUCAUCCUAGUCCUUUUUUCCGGCGCAUUUUUAGUCUCCUCGUACUUCUCCUACAUUUUCCAUUCCCUCUCUCUUAUCCUCCCACCUAUUUCUCUCUCUAUCCUCAUAGACAUAUCGUCUCUUUAUCUAAUCGGUUUCUUCUUGUUCUUCGUGCUGUCAAUAAUUGGUUUGGAGAUCUGUUGCGGCAACAGAUCACGGAAGUGCGGAAAGAAAGGGUGUAAAGGGCUGAAGAAGGCGAUGGAGUUCGAUUUGCAGCUGCAGACGGAGGAGAUAUUAAGAUCAGGUGCCAAAGGAGUGAAGGAGAUGGAGGAGUUGCCUUGGAAAGGAGGGAGCGAGACAAAUCCUGAUUACGAGUGCUUGAGGACUGAGUUGAGGAAGAUGGCACCGAUGAAUGGGAGAGCAGUACUGCUGUUUCGGUCCAAAUGUGGUUGCCCUGUUGCAAAGCUUGAAGGGUGGGGACCCAAACGUGGAAGGAGAAACAAGAAGAGUUUGAGUCUGAAUCAUGGCUGAUGUUAUCCCAAGUCGCCAACAGACGGUCUCGUAUGUGUUUCUUGUUUGCCAAUUGUUUAUAUAAUUAUGGUUAACAGUUUAGUUCCAGAAAUCCGGAUGACUUGAUUGGUUGAAAUGUUUAACUUGGUACUAGAGAAAGAAAAAAAAGGACCCUUCAUUGUUGAACAUGUUUUGGUUGGUUGAUAAUACCAAAUCAAACAUGAAUAAAUAUGGAAAACAUUUGGUUAAUGCUUGCUUCUGUGGUGUGUCCCAUAAUUUCAUGGUUUUGUUAUUUUACGUGUUACUGGGAUUCAAAGUUUUUGUUGAUAA
Cynara cardunculus var. scolymus (artichoke) is the source of this 1051-nucleotide messenger RNA. RefSeq lists its product as uncharacterized. The record is from RefSeq and is a predicted model, not a curated record. Bases 38 to 742 code for a protein of 234 amino acids. Lineage: Eukaryota; Viridiplantae; Streptophyta; Magnoliopsida; Asterales; Asteraceae. The transcript has 2 exons.